Messenger RNA from Penicillium malachiteum, 3300 nucleotides. RefSeq names its product glycoside hydrolase family 47 protein. Gene Ontology annotation, biological process: endoplasmic reticulum mannose trimming; carbohydrate metabolic process; mannose trimming involved in glycoprotein ERAD pathway. Lineage: Eukaryota; Fungi; Ascomycota; Eurotiomycetes; Eurotiales; Aspergillaceae. Bases 1 to 3300 code for a protein of 1099 amino acids. Gene Ontology annotation, molecular function: calcium ion binding; mannosyl-oligosaccharide 1,2-alpha-mannosidase activity. The transcript has 4 exons. Gene Ontology annotation, cellular component: endoplasmic reticulum; membrane. The record is from RefSeq and is a predicted model, not a curated record.
AUGCGCACGCCAUGUUGGAGCUUGCAAAUGUUCUACCCUAAUCGCGCCUGGAUAAUGGUAGUCUGGGCCAUCCUAUUUGCGCUAUGGCUUCCCCUAGCGCAGGGAAUGAGAGACUACCAAAUUAAAGAACUACGACAAGAAACAGAGCGCAUGUUCUACCAUGGCUUUGAAAAUUACCUCGCUCAUGCAUUCCCCGAAGACGAACUGCGUCCCCUCACCUGUGGCCCCUUAACUCGCGACGACAAGCAAAAUGAGCAUAACGAUGUAUUGGGCAACUAUUCCUUAACUUUGAUCGAUAGCUUGUCCACAUUGGCUAUUCUGGCAUCGAGCCCGGAGAAUGGGGAUCGGUCUUUGGGAUAUUUUCAAGAUGGUGUAAAAGAUUUCGUUAGACUAUAUGGGGAUGGUUCGCGUGGUCCUGCCGGUCAGGGAGAGCGUUCCAGGGGGUUUGACAUCGAUAGCAAAGUACAAGUAUUUGAGACUGUUAUUCGGGGACUAGGUGGAUUGCUCAGUUCGCAUCUUUUUGCCAUAGGCGAAUUGCCUAUUACUGGAUAUAACCCGUCAGAGCAUGAGGCUGACUUUGCGGCUGCAUGGAAUAAAAGUGCUUUUUCGGAGCACGAUCAUGGAAUUGAAUGGAGGAACGGAUUUGUCUAUGACGGGCAACUGCUUCGCUUGGCGGUCGAUCUAGCAAACCGUCUUCUUCCUGUGUUUUAUACAGAAACGGGUCUUCCUUACCCGCGUGUCAAUCUGCGGCAUGGGAUCCCGUUCUACGAGAACUCACCGUUGAAUGUCAAAUCUGCGGCUGAAAAAAGUAAACGGAAGAAGUAUUCCUACCUCGCGAGUGCUGAGGUCACAGAGACCUGCAGUGCGGGUGCGGGCAGCCUGGUUCUCGAAUUUACGGUCCUGAGCAGGCUCACAGGAAACGGUCGUUAUGAGGAACUGGCGAAGAGAGCAUUCUGGGCAGUCUGGUCUCAUCGGAGUGACAUCGACUUACUGGGUUUUGGAAUUGAUGCGGAGACAGGGAAAUGGGUUGGGUCGUAUGCGGGGAUUGGUGCCGGGAUCGACAGUUUCUAUGAAUACGCCUUUAAAUCCCACGUUCUCCUCUCGGAGGGAGAGCGUCCUCCUUUUGAUAAGAAGAGUCCGUGGUCAGUUCUAGACGACUAUUAUCUCCCCUUGACGAAUGAUCAGCAUUCUCCCGAUGCCUUCCUCCAGGUCUGGGAGGAUUCGCAUACGUCCAUCAAUCGCCACUUGUACCGAGGCGAGGGAUACCAACAUCCCCAUUUAGUAGUUGGGGAUGUGAUCACUGGAGCCACUCGAGCUUUCUGGAUCGAUAGUCUGAGUGCAUACUAUCCUGGACUUCUUGCUCUAGAUGGAAAGCUAGAUGAGGCAAUUCAGAUCCACCUUCUCACAACUGCAGUCUGGACUCGCUUUUCAGGUCUUCCUGAGCGAUGGAAUGUGGCUACGGGUGACAUCGACAAUGGCCUGUCCUGGUAUGGUGGUCGACCCGAAUUUAUCGAAUCCACGUACUACAUUUAUCAGGCAACCCAUGACCCUUGGUACUUGCACGUUGGAGAGAUGGUACUACGUGAUAUCAAGCGAAGAUGCUGGACAAAGUGCGGUUGGGCGGGUCUGCGCGAUGUUCAGACAGGAGAGAUGAUCGACCGUAUGGAAAGUUUCUUCCUCGGAGAGACUGCCAAGUACAUGUUUCUUCUCUUUACACCGGAGCAUCCAUUGAACAAAUUCGAUGCUCCCUGGGUCUUUUCCACGGAAGGUCAUCCUUUGGUCAUCCCAAAGAAGACUAGAUCUCCUCAGCCGCGUCGUCGGCAGACAGAUGUUUCUUCAUUUCAACAUACUGCUGAGGAUACUUGUCAUGUGGUCCCUGCCCCCAGCUUUGGUGUCUCGUCUACAGCAUCGCGAUCGGACAUCUUCCACGCUGCCAGCCUGGCACGUUUGCAUCUUCGACCUCGUCGUGGCACGAGUAAAGGGGCCAUCGUGGCUGAGUCGCCGAAUCACCCUAGUGUAUCAGUGGCUGAUUUGACCUCGCCGUCAAAUUAUACAUUCUACCCUUGGACAUUACCACCGCAGCUUGUGCCCUAUAACGCCACCAGCGCACCCAUGGCCAUCCGCCCCACGCUUGACAUCUCCUUCCCAUCUCUACCUGGUGGUGUCAACUUGGGCCCAGGGGCCUUGGAGCGAGUUGCAGACGGUAUUUUGGUCAAAACCAUUGGAGGCCUUAGGUUGAGUAUGAUCCAGGAUGUUCCCCUGAUAACUGGUGGAAACGGCAAGGAAGAGGACGGCUUCCGUGUGCAAGUGAUCAAUAAUGUGCCUCUGGGCAAAGAUGAGAAGGUAUAUCUCUCGCGCCAGAUCACCUUUGAUGUCGUCGAUCCCUAUGAUCCCAACUUCACACGAGUCCGUGACAGCGCCAUGCUUGACCUCGUCAUUGACGUUCUUCCAGAGCUCCCUCGCCGAAACAAUGGAUCAACUGAUCCUCGAUCUGAGCAAUCUGAAACAGAACGUUCAAAUGAUUCAGAAAAAAAUCCAAAGCCUCCACUCGGUCGAGGCCGAUCCGCCGCCCCUAUCGACGGUAGCAUCGGGGUCGAGUCCCCUAUGAAGACCUUACUGUCGUCGUUAGUCAAUUCGGUUUCCUCUCUCCUCCGUGAUGACGAGCCUGAGGAAGAUGUUCCACUCAGACUUACUCUCCCUGCCACUAUCCCCACUGGCAUCGGUGCAGCGCCCCUCCCUGACGUGGACGAUGCCAUGAGUGUCUCGUUAUUUGGUCAUUCAUCCACAUCCCGUCUCUCCUGGUCAUCAAUCUACUACGCAGAUGACAUCUGCGACGAGCGAAUCCUGCGCGACGUCGCCCAAACGCAUGAGGUCCUCGUCAUAAAACGUGGCGGUUGUACAUUCUCCCAAAAACUUCGCAACAUCGCAGCAUACCGACAAUCACGCACCUCACUGAAACUCAUUGUUGUCGUCUCAUACGAUGAUGAGGUCCCGCCUCCAUCACCAGAGGGGUUUGAAUAUGAUUCCGAGACAGGAGAGUCGCCCGAUGAGGGCCUUGAAACAUCACGGGUAGCCCCUCUCGCUGCUCUUCGCGCAGAACGAUACCUUAUUCGUCCACAUCUUGAUGAAAAUCAGAUUACAGCCAGUGGUAUCCCUCGCAACAAUCUCAUCAGCAUGAUCAUGGUUGGUGGUGGUGAAGAGACGUAUGCUCUUUUACGGGCUUCGACUGGCAUUGGUAUUCGAAGGAGGUAUACGAUGCGCUCCCAAGGAGUGCCGAUCACAAAUUUGUAUAUCAUUUGA